Capsaspora owczarzaki ATCC 30864 is the source of this 3349-nucleotide messenger RNA. RefSeq lists its product as hypothetical. Lineage: Eukaryota; Filasterea; Ministeriida; Capsasporidae. The transcript has a single exon. The coding region runs from base 147 to 3203 and encodes 1018 amino acids. The record is from RefSeq and is a predicted model, not a curated record.
AUUUUUGAAUUAUUUCCUUUUUUUUUUUUUGACGCUCUUUUCUCGUCGACUUUGCGAGAAGUCCGUUGACAACAACAACAGCAACAACAACAACAACAACAACACACACACACCUCCCAUCUGGUGGUCUCGAGCGCGGUGAGAAAAUGGGCGCGGGCCAGUCUGCCGAAGGAGGCGCUGCCGCUGCGACCGAACCGCACGGCAUCAAGCGCACUCGCUCAAGCCGCAAGGACAAGAAGCCCAGCGGCAAGUCGCCCGAGAGCGAAAGCGAAGUCAUGCCCGGCUCGCUCAACGGCACCCUGCGCGGCGAAGACCCCGAGCUCAUGGCCUUCAUGUACGGCGACGCCGACUUUGACCCAAUGUCCGACUCGUUCGUUGCGGCCAAGCCUGCUCCUGCCCCGGAAGCGGAGGCUCCCAAGAACAGUAGCAACAAUAACAACAACAACAACAACAAGAACAACAAUCCACCCAAAGCUGCCGGAGGAGCUUCCGCUGCUGGGGGCAAUCUGUGGGGCGCGCCGAGCCAGGCGAGCUUGGCCAAAUGGGUGGACGACGACGAGAGUCUGUCGUCCUCCACGGGCUCGCCAGUGGCUGCUCGUGCGGGCAAUAACAACCUCAAGCUGCCUGCACAACCGUCCGAGUUCCGUGGCAGCGCGAAUUGGGGAGCAGUCGGGUUCACCGCGAUUGGCGAGACAGACUACAAACCGUCCUUCAACGACGAACCGCGUCCUCAGCCGUCACGGUCUGGCACCCUCCGUGGCUCUAUUCGCGCCAUGAAGGACUCCAAGGGCGCCGCUCGACUCACCGCCUUGUUUGCAAACACUCCCCGCGCCUCCAUGAUGUCGCCCACCAAGCCGGAAGAGGCCAACAACGCUGUCGCCGCCAGAAAGGCCCUCUCGCGCUUGUCCAUGGCCGGAGGCAGCAUUGAGGACCUGAGUGGCGACAUGACUGUGAGCACCAACGAUGGCCAACGAAGACCCGUCCAGCCCGGCGAGCUUGCAGACUUGGUCGGCAACGAGUUUGACUUUUUGGCCUCGGCAGAAUCGACCACCAGCAUGACAUCGGUGGGCAGCCCUUCCCUCGCCGGCGGCUCGCGCGCACCCACCAAGAGCUUUAGCUCGCUUGAUGACGGUCUGGAAGUCGACGCGUCCUUGGAAGCCGCGCUCGUUCGCCAGCUCGAGCAGCAAGAGCGCGAGCUGGCCGAAUUGAAGCGCCGACACUCGAAAAUGCUUCUUGACGCGCAACCAGCCAUGUCAGCGAACGACAACCUGUACGAAGUGCUUGGCAAGUCGGACGCUGGCGCCGCCACGACCAAGACUCACAUCGAGACCGUGGAGAAGAACGGUGAUCUGUAUGCUCUGAUCCAGCGCCCUGCUGGCAGCAAAGCUGCAGGGGCUCCCAUCACAGCGGCAGAGGCAAACUCUGCGAAUUUGCAGUUUGAGGGCAUUUAUGAGGCACCACCAGCGCCCUCUGGCCCGCCGCCGCCACCACCACCACCACCGCCGCCGCCGCCGCCACCGCCGCCGAUGCCCCCGGUGCUUGCUGCUCCUGCUACCACGCCACAGAAAAGCUCAGAGGAGAGCGAUACCAUCAUUGGCUUCACUCCCGCGGCUCCUACAGAAGCGCCAUUCUCCUUGCCCGACAACCUGCCCUCGCCAACCUCGGCUACUCCCUCGGUUAACGCUUCUCGUCGCCCUUCUGCGACAGGCAUCGUCCCCAUGAGCUUCGGGCCAGAUGCAGGCAAGUCUAAAAGCAUGCAAGAUUUGUCGUUGGACGAGCUUGUUGCUGGCGUUCUUGCCGAGCUUGAUACGCGCGAGGAUGCUCCUCCCAUUACUGCAGCAGCAGCAGCAGCAACAACAGCAGCAGUGACCGCCGGCGUUGCACAGGCUGGCCCACCACCACCGCCGCCGCCGCCGCCGCCACCACCACCGCCGCCGGCUCCAGUUUCUGCCGAAUCUGCUCCUCUGGCGCCCUCCGGCGCUCCGCCGCCGCCACCACCGCCUCCGCCUCCACCGCCGCCACCGGCUCCAGUUUCUGCCGAAUCUGCUCCUCCGGCGCCCUCCGGCGCUCCGCCGCCGCCACCACCGCCGCCACCACCGCCACCGCAGCCGCCAUCGGCACCAGUGGCAGUUCUUCCUGUCGUGGCUCCGACCGGCGCCGUUCCGGCUCCUCCUGCGUUCAUUCCACCACCGCCGCCAGCGCCGCCAGCGUCCGUGGGCGCUCCGCCACCUCCGCCGCCUGGCCCGCCACCACCGGCGCCCGUUGCAGCACCGCCGCCCGCACCUCCAUCAUUGCCCGUUGCGCCUGUGGCGCCGACUCCUCCGCCAGCCCCAGCCGGCCCGAAAGAGCCCGCGUUGCUUGUUGUUGAGGUGGACGACACUUUGCCCAAGCGCCGCAAGAAGCCCCAGUUCGCUGCGCCUCCAGUACCCACCAACGAGAUGCCAGCCAGCACCUUUUCAGAGAAUUUUGUGAUGCCCGACAAGCCGCCAACGCUCUCGCGUGGUUCUGGGCAGACUGCCGCUCGUGGAAUCAACAUUCCGACUCCCGCCGCAGCCCCAAAGGCACCUGCGCCGACAAAGUCACCUCCUUCUCGAAACGGUACCUUGCACGUUCGCGAGCGCACGAGCUCGUCGGCGUCCCAGGCUUCUCCUCGCAACGUUCCUGCUCAAAGUAUUGCCGUCAUGAUGACGCCAGCCGUCCCAGCCCCGCAGCCAGCUGUUCUGAAAAGCGUUUCUCGCGGGCCUUCGCCACCCGUCUCACCCACCGGCCCGUCAUCUCCAAACCCACCGCGUCCGUCACAGCAGGCCCCGAAGCCACCUUCUGCUCCACCCGCCCCUAUUGCCAACCAGCCCUUGUACCAGAAUGUCGCUGCUGCACAGCCCGCGCGUCAGACCAUUCCUCCGCAACCCUUGUACGAAAACGCUGCGGCCGCGAUGGCGCCUAAAGCGCCUCCCGCACCACCCGUCGCUCCGAAAGCAAAUCCCGCGCCUACGCAAAUCCCUCGGCCUGCGGGACACGCGCCAGCACCGCCUCCGCUCAAUCUCUCUCAAAUCUCCAACAUGAAAGGCCAGACGCAGCAGCCACCAGUACAAUCCCCGAGCCCGCGUGGUGCGCCCGCAGCGCCUCGCAAGUCUACCCCUCAGCCAGCCACUCCGUCCACGUUUGAUGACAUUGAGAACUUGCUCAACAGUCUGUCAAAGUAAAUGCUGGGACUUUUUUGAUUGUCUGGGUUGUGGGCAUUUUGUGAAUUCGCUUUUUUUUUUUUUUUGCUUUUAUGAUGUUUGUCUCUGUUGUCUCUGUUGUGUAUGCUCCAAAAGAAAAGAAAAAAAAAAACAAAUCUCUGAUCAAC